CGAUAAGCGAUUAAAUAGCAAAAACUUGACUUGAGUUCAGUGCUAGGUUGACUAAUUCCUCGGCAGAUCUUUACGAAUUGGGAAUUAUGGACAAAAAAAUUGGGAUUUUUCUCCUCGUCGUGCUGGGGGGCUUAAUUUUUACCCCGGGGGGAUUUCCGCUGGGGGAGGAGUACUUCGUCGAGCCGAGCGUGGUCCUGGUGGAGGAAUGGGAAGGUUGGGGCACGUCGCUCGCCUGGUGGGCCGACAUGCUCGGCGGAAUGCAGGCUGACGUCUUUGACUACGUUAUGGACGCCUUGUUUAACCCGGAAAAACUAAAUUUGAACAUUGUUCGGUACGUUAUCGGAGGGACCACGCCGGAAUAUGUGACACCUUAUCCGUGCGGGGCUUAUCGACCUGGCGCAAAUUCUGAAACCUUUAGAGAUGGGCUUGGAGAAAAUUAUAAUUGGACGCGUGAUCCUCGACAAAUUGCCGUAUUGAAAAAAUCGAUCGAAAUGGGGGCCAAUAUUUUGGAAGCGUUCUCCAACUCGCCACCGCAAUGGAUGACGGUGAGUGGUUGCUCGAAAGGGAAUUAUUUACGAUUCCCACUCCACGAUAAUCUCGACCCUGAAAAAGCGAACGCUUUUGCGAAUUACGUGACCGACGUGAUUCAACAUUUUCGGACCGAGUGGAACAUAACGUUCGAGUAUUACGCCCCGUUCAACGAGCCGUUUGGUUUGUGGCCCGGGAUCGGAUCCUGGUUCGGGCGGGAUGCGAGUCAGGAGGGUUGCAAUAUGAAGAUGGACACGAUGGCCGAGGUCCUGCGGGAAAUGGACGCCACCUUCCGAGCGAAGGGGAUGGAUUACGUCACGCUCACGGGGGCAGAUGAGACUCAGAUCAACACCGCAAUCGCAACGGCGAAUUACUUUUCCACCCCUGAGGUUGCGGUCCAAGACUUGCUGACCAAGAUCAACGUGCACGGGUAUUGGGACGUUCCCCGGGUUUACACCAAUCGGAGAGACACCUUGAAUAUUAUCGCCCACAAAGGCGGACAAAAAUUGUGGAUGGAUGAAAUGGGCUGGGCGUCCGCACCGGGGAACGAAACCGCCCAAGCGAUGGACAUUGCGAGGAGGAUCAUAUCCGAUUUGAAGUACAUGAUGCCGUCCGCGUGGCUGUACUGGCAAAUCGUGGAGAGUAUUAAUGAGUGGGGCGUGAUCAGCGUUCCGUACCGUUUUGACGCCAAAUUGGAGGAGGUCACAGUGAACUCUGGGUAUUACGGGCUCAUGCAGUUUUCCAAGUAUAUUCGACAAGGCAUGCAAUUAAUUUAUGUCAGUGAUGGCGAAUCCGUAGCGGCGUUUGAUCCGACCGCGAAGACUUUGGUAAUCGUAACGGUGCACGAAGAUGCGACAAAUGUGACGAAAUCUUUCGAUCUGAACCGUUUUGGAGGCGAUUUAUCGAUCCAGAGCGUCACCCGAAGUUCGGCGACGGAAAAACAUGAGUCGGUGGGGGAUCAUGUGACCUUGGGGGGGAGAAAGGUCACUCUCAGAGUGCCCGAGACGUCCAUAACGACGACGGUGAUUUCCGGGGUGACCUAUGUUUCUGGCCAGGACAGGAAUUUGAUUGUGAACCCGACCUUCGAAUUGGGUGAAGGCGGUUGGACGGUGACGGAAAAUGGUUCCGUGGCGUCGGAGGAAUUUCCGUGGAGGGGGAAGCAGCACGCUUAUCUUCCGAUCUCGGAGGAUAUUACAUUUGAAAAUGUGCUAAGUCAAGGGUUUGGAGUGACGAGUGAUUCAAAUUUGCCCACGGGUCGCAUGUACUUGACCCUGUUCGCCUCCACGACGGGGGCCGACACUUCGAUUGAAGGCUGGGCCGACGGGAAACUGGAGGCCGUGCGGGUGCUUAAUCACCGAAUCGGGUAUCGGUCUUAUGGGAUCUCAUUUCCUGCCCGGUCCGGAGGAAAUGUCACGAUCCGGGUGAGAAGUAGCAGCUCCCACGGGCCCGUCUGGGUCGACGACGCGGUCAUGUAUUACGUCCCACAGGCGGACCAAAGUGGUGGAAGUGUCAUUAAAGUGACAGCAUUUUUGGUCAUUAUUAAUCUGCUUUUCACACUCUUUUAAUUGUAAAUUCUGUGUAAAUCGUAAAAUAAAUGUGUGACGUAAAAAACUCCA
Molecule: messenger RNA, 2144 nt
Organism: Folsomia candida
Lineage: Eukaryota; Metazoa; Arthropoda; Collembola; Entomobryomorpha; Isotomidae
Product: endo-beta-1,6-galactanase
Exons: 12
Coding region: 87-2093 (668 amino acids)
Molecular function (GO): hydrolase activity, hydrolyzing O-glycosyl compounds
Source: RefSeq, a predicted model, not a curated record